Messenger RNA from Clupea harengus (Atlantic herring), 4449 nucleotides. RefSeq names its product vitellogenin-like. Bases 108 to 4358 code for a protein of 1416 amino acids. Gene Ontology annotation, biological process: response to estradiol; cellular response to estrogen stimulus; lipid transport. Gene Ontology annotation, molecular function: lipid carrier activity. The transcript is spliced from 30 exons. The record is from RefSeq and is a predicted model, not a curated record. NCBI's taxonomy places the organism in Eukaryota, Metazoa, Chordata, Actinopteri, Clupeiformes, Clupeidae.
GAGUGUGCAAGACCUUCUACGUCAUCAGUGAGGAUGUCAAGUCAGAGCACGUUGUUGUCACCAAGUCCAAGGAUCUCAACAACUGCCAGGAGAGGAUCAUCAAGGAUAUGGGCCUGGCUUACUUGGAAACACUGAAGUCAAACAGCCUGACUGGAGCCGCAACCUACAGCUACAUCAUGAAACCAAGCGCCUCUGGUGCUCUGAUCACUGAAGCUACAGUCUGGGAACUUCAUGAGGUCACACCUGUUGCUGAAAUGGGUGGAGUUGCACAGAUGGAAGCCAAACAAAGCCUCACCCUCAUCGAGGUUAAGAGGACUCCAAUUAUGCAGGCCAAUGCUGAUUAUGAGGCCCGUGGAGCUCUGCAGUAUGAGUUUGCCACUGAAAUUCUUCAGACUCCCAUUCAGCUUAUCAGAAUCAGUGACCCGGCAGCUCAGGCUGUGGAGAUUCUGGACCACCUGGUUGCAAACAAUGUGGCUAAGGUCCAUGAGGAUGCUCCUCUGAAGUUCCUCCAGCUGAUCCAGGUGUUGCGUGUGGCCAGCUUGGAGAACAUUGAAGCCAUCUGGAGUCAGUUUAAGGCCAGACCAGAAUACAGGCGUUUUAUCCUGGAUGCCAUUCCUGUUGUUGGAACACCAGCUGCUGUGAGGUUCAUCAAGGAGAAGUUCCUGGCUAAGGACAUCACCGUUGCCGAAACAGUUCAAGUUCUUUUGGCUGCUGUGCAUAUGGUUCCUGCCGAUGUGGAGAUCAUCAGACUCAUCUCUACCAUGGCUCAUCACCGCAAGGUUCAGGUACACCCUGUUCUACGUGAGAUUGCUAUGCUGGGUUAUGGCACCAUGAUUGCCAAGUACUGUGCUGCAGUUCCUACUUGCCCAGCUGAACUCCUGAAGCCCAUUCAUGAACGUGCAGCUGAGGCUGUUGCCAAUGCUGAUAUUGAUGAAAUCACCCUACUGGUCAAAGUUAUGGGUAACGCUGGUCAUCCUGCCAGUCUUAAACCAAUCAUGAAGAUCCUCCCUGGAUUUGGCUCUGCAGCUGCUUCUCUCCCCAUCAGAGUUCAGGCUGAUGCUAUCUUGGCCCUGAGGAACAUUGCUAAGAGGGAGUUUAAGUUUGUUCAGCCAGUGGCCCUUCAGCUGUUCAUGGACAAGACUCUGCACCCCGAGCUUAGGAUGGUGGCCUGCAUUGUGCUGUUUGAGACUAAACCUAAUGUCGCACUGGUGUCUACUCUCGCCAAUGCGCUGAAGAAGGAGACCAGCCUGCAGUUGGUCAGCUUCGCCUACUCCCACAUGAAGGCCCUGUCCAAGGGCAACGCCCCAGACCUUGCCCCUGUUAAUAUUGCCAUGAAGAUCCUGAACCCCAAGCUGGACAGACUGAGCUACCGUUUCAGCAAAGCCAUCCACCUUGAUUUCUACAGAAGUCCCAUGAUGGCUGGUGCUGCUGGUAGUGCUUUCAUCAUCAACAAUGGUGCCACCAUUCUGCCCACAGCCGUUGUGGCCAAAGCUCGUGCCUAUCUUGCUGGAGCCGCUGCCGAUGUUCUUGAGGUUGCUGUGAGGACUGAGGGAAUCCAGGAGGCGAUCAUGAAGUCCCCAGCUCUGGCUGAGAACACUGACAGGUUGACCAAGAUGAAGCAAGUCCUGAGGGCUAUGAAAGAAUGGAGGGCCCUUCCUCAGAGCCAGCCUCUGGCCUCUGUGUACGUCAAGUUCAUGGGACAAGAAAUCGCAUUUGCUAACAUUGAUAAAGCCCUUGUUGAACAGGCAGUUCAGCUUGCCACUAGUGCCGAUGCCAAGCUCCUGCUGAAGGAUGCCCUGAAAGCACUGCAGAGUGGCAUUUCAGUUCAGGCCGCUAAGCCUCUUCUGGCUGCUGAGAUUCGUCGCAUCUUCCCCACUGCUGUUGGUGUGCCAAUGGAGCUCAGUCUCUACUCUGCUGCUGUUGGUGCUGCCACCGUUAAAGUUCAAGCCUCCAUCAGCCCACCUCUUUCUGAGCCUCUCAGUGCUGCCGAGCUGCUGAAUGCAGACAUUAAGUUGGAGGUUGAGGUCACUCCAAGCAUCGCCAUGCACACCUUUGCUGUGAUGGGAGUCAACACUGCCUUGAUUCAGGCUGCUGUCAUGGCUAGAGCCAAGGCUGUCACUGUGCUGCCCGCUAAAUUUGCGGCAAGAGCAAAUAUUCCCAAACUGAAAUUCAAGGUUGAGGCUCUCCCUGUUGAGACACCUGAGCACAUUGCAGCAGUGCGCUUUGAGACCCUUGCAAUCACCAGAAACAUUGCAGAUCUUGCAAGUGAGAGAAUCACACCCAUGGUCCCUGUGAUUGUUGCAGCUGAUCAGCUGUCCAAGCAAAGGUUUACAUCUAAGAUGUCAGCCUCACUUGCUAGUGAUAUGGCCCGAUCCUCUGAGGUCAUUUAUUCUGAUCUGUCGUCUGAGGUUGCCCCUCAGCUGAAUGCAGGAACACCAAUUCACAAGAUAAUUUGUGUCCCAGCUCCCCUCUUGGGAAUCAAGGGAUGCUUUGAGCUCACCUCUAGCAAUGCUGCUCUCAUCAAGAACACACCUCUGCUUAACUUGAUUGGACAGCAUGCAGUCUUUGUUGCUGUAAGACCUGCUGAUGGUCCAGCCAUUGAGAGAGUGGAGAUUGACAUUGACCUCGGACCCAAGGCCGCAGAGAAGCUUGUGAAAGACCUGCCUACACUCCAGGACGCUCCAGAGGGCAGGAACAUCUUGCUGAAGCUCCGGAAGAUUCUGGAAACUGGCAUGAGGAACAUCUCCAGCAGCUCCUCCAGCUCCUCCAGCCGACCGAGCUCCUCCUCCUCCUCCUCCAGCAGCUCCAGUUCCGCCAGGCGUUCAUCCCAGGAAACAAUGUACAAGUUCACCAAGAACCACGUCCACCUGCACAGAACCAGCGCAGAUUUGAGCAGAAGUAGUGCAUCCAGCUUUGAGGCCAUUUACAAGCAGAAUGAAUUCCUUGAGGACGCCAUCGCUCCUGCUGUGGUGGUCAUGUUCCGUGCUGUGAGAGCCGACCAUAAAUUGCUGGGAUACCAGGCUGCUGUCUACUUUGAUAAGGCCAACAGCAGGGUGCAGACCAUCAUCUCUGCUCUGGCUGAAACUGACAACUGGAAGUUGGUUGCUGAUGGUGUCCUCCUGAGCAAACACAAAGUCAUGGCUAAGGUUGCCUGGGGAGCACAGGGCACCGAAUAUGCCACCAUCUUGAAGGCUGAGACUGGACUAAUAGAUGCAAGUCCUGCUGUCCGUCUGGGAUUUGAAUGGGUGAAGAUCCCUGCCAUUGUCACAGUCUAUGGCAAGAGACUGACAAAGUAUAUCCCAGGUGUUGCUCUGAUUGCUGGAAUCACAGUGACCGAGGCCAAGAACACUGCAAAAGAUAUUGAACUGACUGUUGCCGUCCCCACCGAUAGGUCCCUGAAUAUCAUUCUGAAGACCCCCGAGAUGACAAUGUCCAAACUGGCUUUGCCUCUACCCAUCCCCCUGCCAAUCAGAAAAGAGGAUGUUGACCGCCUCUUUCCAGAGGAGGAUAUGACUGAACAUUUUAAAACUCUUUUCGCUGAAGCCACCUCUGCUCAAUGUACCAGUACCCACGACAUGCUGACCACAUUCAACAACAGGAGGUUCAGGAACGAAGUGCCACUCUCCUGCUACCAGGUCCUGGCUCAGGACUGCACAUCAGAGCUUAAAUUCAUCGUUCUCAUGAAGAAGGAUCGGAUCACUGAGCAGAAGCACCUCAGUGUGAAGUUGUCUGACAUAGAUGUGGAUCUGCACCCCAUGGGCAAGGACGUGCUUGUGAAGGUGAACGGACUGGAGGUUCCUCUCUCUGGCCUUCCCUACCAACAUCCAACAGAAUCCAUCCUGAUCAAAAAGAAAGGUGAGGGUCUGUCCCUUUAUGCCCCGAGACUGGGCCUUCAGGAGGUUUAUUUUGACAAGGACACAUGGAAGGUUAACGUUGGGGACUGGAUGAAGGGACAGACUUGUGGUCUCUGUGGUAAAGCCGACGGAGAGAUCAAACAGGAGUAUUCCACACCCAAUGGUUACCAGACCAAGAGCCCUGCCAGCUUCGCCCACUCCUGGGUGCUUCCUGCCGAGAGCUGCCGUGACAGCACUCAGUGCCGUCUGAAGCAUGAAUCUGUGAAACUGGAGAAGCAGAUGAUUGUGGAUGGACAGGAGUCUAAAUGCUACUCUGUUGAGCCAGUGCUGCGCUGUCUGCCUGGUUGCCUGCCAGUGAAGACCAUGCCAGUCACCAUCGGAUUCCACUGUCUGCCCACCUAUUCCAGCUCUGUGGAUCUGAGCAACAUCUCUGGGAAGAGUGUGGACCUAAGGGAGACUUCAGAGGCCCAUAUGGUAUGCCAGUGCAACGACCAGUGUGCAUAGAGUGAUCACGAUUUGUUGUAAUAUGAUAUUAUGUUCAAUAUUUGUUUAAAGGUGUAAUUACUGAAUUCAAUAAAAGCCCCAUUUGAACCAC